AUGGUUAACGUUUUCAACCCAACAGUUUUCUUCAUUGUCUUCAGAGAGGGUCUAGAAGCGGUUAUUGUGGUUUCGGUUUUACUUGCGUUCUUGAAGAAGGGCUUAGGUGGUUCAGAGAAUGACCCAGUUGUAUACAAGCGGUUGAAGAGACAAGUAUGGUGGGGUUCGCUUGCAGGUUUGAUUAUCUGUUUCAUUAUCGGUGGCGCCUUUAUUGGAACAUUUUACUCUCUUGGUAAGGACAUUUGGUCGAAAUCCGAAGAUCUUUGGGAAGGUAUUUUCUGUGCUAUUGCAACAAUUUUGAUCUCUAUGAUGGGUGUUGCCAUGUUGCGUGUAAACAAAAUGCAAGAAAAAUGGAGAGUGAAGUUGGCCACAGCUCUUUUAACUCCACCAAAGAAUAAGAAGGAUAGAUACAAAAUUGGAUACCUAACCAAGAAAUACUGUAUGUUUAUUUUGCCAUUUAUCACUGUUUUGAGAGAAGGUUUGGAAGCAGUUGUCUUUGUUGGUGGUGUUGGAUUGAGUUCUCCUGCUACUGCUUUCCCAAUUCCGGUUAUCACCGGAUUACUUGCAGGUGCUUUAAUUGGAUACUUGCUAUACAUAGGUGGUACCACUCAAUCAUUGCAAAUAUUCUUAAUCUUCUCCACUUGUAUCUUGUAUUUGAUUGCAGCUGGUUUAUUCUCUCGUUCUGUUUGGUACUUUCAGACGUACGUAUUUUCCAAGAAGACUGGUGGUGAUGCUUCUGAAAAUGGAUCUGGCCCAGGUACUUACAAUAUCCAUCAGUCUGUAUGGCAUGUCAACUGUUGUAAUCCAAAUAAAGAUAAUGGGUGGGAUGUCUUCAAUGCUUUAUUGGGAUGGCAAAAUUCGGCAACGUAUGGCUCUGUUUUAGCCUAUGUGAUCUAUUGGAUCGCUCUCAUUAUUGUCUUGCUCCUUAUGCUUUUCGAAGAAAAGCACGGCCACUUGCCAUUCACUAAGCAGUUGACCUUGAGAACGUUGAACCCAAUGUACCACAUUAAGAAUAAGAAGAAGAGUGAAUUAACUAAAUCUGAACAAGAGAAGUUAUUCGAAAAGUUGAAGACUCAAGGUAUUGGUAUCUCUGAAGAGGAGCCGGCAGAGGUUGAGCUUGAAACCGUUUCAGUCAGUGCUAAGAAAUGA
Dujonia railenensis is the source of this 1149-nucleotide messenger RNA. Lineage: Eukaryota; Fungi; Ascomycota; Pichiomycetes; Serinales; Debaryomycetaceae. The record is from the annotation of a GenBank genome assembly.